UCAGGGCCUUGGUGCUUUAUCCAAUACAAGAAUAGCGGAUUUCCCACAAACCUAAAUUCACUCAGGGUACUAAAUGAGUAUUGUACCUGUUUCACCCCAGCAGUCAAAUUAAAAUUUGCUAGCUAGUGCACCUGAUAAACUCCGUAUUUCGGAGAUCUCACUUGGCACUUCAACGAUGAGCAUUUCAUCAAACUAUAUAUUUGAGGUUACGAGCGACCCAGCCGCCAUCAAGCAAAGCUUUAUCAACAAUUCCGAAUCAUUCAAUCUGCCUAACAGAAACCUGGCUUCUGUCACCGACUAUGUGAAUGGUGAGCUUGCGAUAAACGACAGUGACAUCUGCCAGAGACGUUCCCCAACUAUUUCAAUUCAAGGCCAGGUAUUUUACGUGGUUAGAGAUACCUCUAUUACCCUCGCAGAAGGUGAUUUCACCUCUGAUAUUGUGGCUUCCUGUUGCACAUUGACCCGUGACGGCUAUGUGAAGUCCCCCACAUUUGGGCUCAAAAACAUUCCAGUUUCUUGCUAUGCGUUUGUGUAUACCAAGCCUGACCAGCGUAGAAAGGGAGUAGCUGCUUUUAUGUUAAACGAGGUGAACAGGCAUAUGGAGAGGGAAAUCCCUGAUGGAAUUUCAGUUUUGUACUCUGAUGUCGGUGAGUACUACAGCCGGUUUGGGUUUGAGUCCAGACAUGUACCUCUUGCUCUUUUACUGGUGGCUGCUAUUCUUCAGACGCCAUCCGUUGAGGGCGGAAAAAUAAUCACUCAUAUGCAAGGACAGUUUAAGGACUUGUUCAUUUUGGACGACCGGAUAUUGGUGGAACGGUUAAACUCUUCCCUGACCGAAGCACCUUACAAGAUUAGUGUAUCACUCAAACCUGAUAGCGCAAUCCAAGAGUUGUUUGCUUCCCGGAGUACCUGGAAGUACUCCAAGUCAAAGUCCAUUAAUCAAGCACUGGAGGAUUUGAUUUUUGGAAUCUCGGUUACCGAUGAAGCCACUGGGCAAGUAUUGGGGUUUGUCACCUUUUCUCACUAUUGGAAUGCGAAAGUCAUGAGCGUUACCAGGUUGUUUAUUUCUCCAAGUGCAGAAAAAGCUGGCACAGCCAAGACAAUUUUCGUUCAGCUUGUGCAAAAUUUGGCGGUUUUGGCCGAGAAAUUAGAGUUUGAUACCAUCAAGUUAUGGCAUUCGGAAAUCGACGAGACUAAACACAAGGCUAUUUGGGAUUGGAUUGAUGAGUUGCCAAACAGUGACAUUAACCUUGCUAAUACUUCGCUUUCGGCCAUUAACUUUCACUCAGGGUUUAAGGCGAAGUAUGAUGUAGAAGGGCCUGAUGUUAAGUGGGAGAUGAAUGGUAAGUGGUGCUGGUACUGAUUGAUAUCUACAGCCUGCUUGUUUUAUAUACGGUGCGUGUAUCGGCUAUUGAUAGUGAACCACUAUAGAUUGUAUUGUUCGAGGAAGCCCUACCAAUCACUAUGGUAAAGCAUAAUAAAAAAAAAACAAAAAAAAACAGGGUUUAUCAAAGGUGCAUCCGUUUCCAAAAGAAUGCAAAAAUGCUAUUAUUGGGCUUCAGGGAUGGAUGCGGACUCACCGAUUCCUCAUGCAAGUCAAUAACGGCUUUUCCAUUACUCGGAGACUAUAGAUAAGAAAUAAACCGAACAUCCACGCAAGUUUUCUCCCACCAGCGGACUCUUUUC
Messenger RNA from Babjeviella inositovora NRRL Y-12698, 1686 nucleotides. RefSeq lists its product as uncharacterized. The record is from RefSeq and is a predicted model, not a curated record. Bases 176 to 1363 code for a protein of 395 amino acids. NCBI's taxonomy places the organism in Eukaryota, Fungi, Ascomycota, Pichiomycetes, Serinales. The transcript has a single exon.